UCUCCCCAGCAAACGCACGUCUCUAUGCGGACUCGCUGUAAUAUAUACGAAAAAUUAACUUUGAAAUUUAUUGGUCGUGUACAUUUCUAGUCUGUGGACCGAUUGCAGUGAAUAUUUCGGGGGUUCCGUCUCUGCUGUGGUGGCAGUAACCUUUGGAUGGAGAGGAGUAAUUAUAAACAGGGAUUUCUUGGUUGUCUGCCAAUCCCCAAUCACUAAUCAUGAUGAGUACCAGCCGGGUGCUAACAGUGUGCAUUCUCUUAGCCCUGGUAGCGGUGACCUCCGGCAUCAGAUGUUGGAAGUGCGGCCAAUACAGCGACGGGGUCGGCUCCAUUACACCAUGCAACAAUAGAAGCGCGGCGCAACUAGAAGACUGCCCGAACAAUGCUAAAUAUUGCAUAAAAUAUGUAAGCGAACUAACAAUCGUGAGGGACUGUGUACCGACGUGCAGCGAAAAAGAGUGGUGGGGCGCCCGCACGUUCUGCUGUGACACAGACGAGUGUAACGCGGGCUACACCCUGUACCCUGCGACGGGUUUGCUCGCCCUCACAUUAGCCGCUUUAUUCGCGCGCUGACCGAGCGUCUAAUGUGUCAUUACCCUAAUUUCAAUCGGAAAAGAGGUUGAAGAUUUAUGAAAUUAAAAGAAUUCUGUCAGAAGAGACAUCCAGGCUGUUUUUAUUACAAUUGUGUGAUUGUCAAUUUAUUUCUUAUUAUAUCUCGGCUAGAAUUUUACGAAAUAACAUUAAUUUAAUGAAUUAUUCGUAAUAUUCAAUGUCUUUAAAACUUUAAUUAAAUAUUUUAGUUCUGUUAUUGUUAACAAUUUUUUUUAUA
Messenger RNA from Galleria mellonella (greater wax moth), 828 nucleotides. RefSeq names its product neurotoxin BM10-1-like. The record is from RefSeq and is a predicted model, not a curated record. The transcript is spliced from 6 exons. The coding region runs from base 219 to 572 and encodes 117 amino acids. Lineage: Eukaryota; Metazoa; Arthropoda; Insecta; Lepidoptera; Pyralidae.